Messenger RNA from Ceratosolen solmsi marchali, 938 nucleotides. RefSeq names its product LIM domain only protein 3-like. Gene Ontology annotation, biological process: positive regulation of transcription by RNA polymerase II. Lineage: Eukaryota; Metazoa; Arthropoda; Insecta; Hymenoptera; Agaonidae. Gene Ontology annotation, cellular component: nucleus. The record is from RefSeq and is a predicted model, not a curated record. The transcript has 5 exons. The coding region runs from base 567 to 938 and encodes 123 amino acids. Gene Ontology annotation, molecular function: transcription coactivator activity; DNA-binding transcription factor binding.
CCUUCGUCGCGUCCGGAGUCGCUGUUCUUCCUCUCUUUUCCUCCCCCUCUUCUCGCGCUCUCCUCACCGUCUGUCAAACCGUUUAUCCGUCUGUCUGCCCGCCUGGCCGUCUGCCUGUCUGCCUGUCUGCCUACCUCUCUAACUGUUUGUCCGUCUGUACGUCUGUCUCUCUUUAUCCAUCUCUCCAUACAAUACAAAUACGGGCGCGCGAGCGCGCGCCCGCACGGACACUCUAUCUAUCCAUCUCAGUCGCAAUAUCCUUGGGUGCGCGUGCUGCUCGUUUCCAGUGCGUGCGCGAGUGCUAGGAUUCGAACUUCUCGAGAGCCGACAUGUGGAUGUGAUUCGAGCGGAGCGGGAGAAAAGGAAAUAAAGGAAAUAAAAAGGAAAAGUGAUUAUUGUAGUGAGCCUGGUGGAGCGCGUCGUCAUACAUGUUCGCCCGCUGUGGGAAUACGAGGCCAGAGGGAUAGUCGAGAAACUCAUCUUCCACGUCGACGAUGCAGUCGUGGCAUUCUCGUUGCUGAGGAUUGCUAAGGAACAGUGGUGACGGUGGUUUAGCCCAGAUCACGAUGACGAUGGAUGUGAGCAAGUCGGAGACUAGUAAAAAUGGCUCCACUCAGCAAGAGUGCCACGGCUGCCGCAAGACAAUCAAGGAAAGGUACCUUCUGAAGGCACUGGACGCCUACUGGCACGAGGACUGCCUCAAGUGCAACUGCUGCGACUGCCGAUUGGGUGAGGUCGGCUCGACCCUCUACACAAAGGCGAAUCUCAUUCUCUGCAGGAGGGACUACCUGAGGCUCUUUGGGAAUACGGGACACUGCUCAGCCUGCAACAAGCCCAUACCGGCAUUCGAGAUGGUCAUGCGCGCCAAAACAAACGUCUAUCACCUCGAGUGCUUUGCCUGCCAGCAAUGCUAUCACCGUUGGUUACGCAUGCCUUAA